AUGACGGUCCCGUCCCGUUGCCCGGAGAGGCAUGGUGGGAGGGCGACGAUGUUCGCGGUGCAAGCCAUUAAGGAGGCAGCAGAGAUCCGUGGAGAUAAGGUAGCUCUCAGUCUUACAGCACCCGCUGAUGCCGAGAAUCAUCAUGAGUUCGCGACCCGCCAGAUCUUGGACGUGGUUGAUCUGCUGCCCGGCCCCAUCUGGCACAUCAUCUUCCGCCACCUGCUGGCACAUCAUUCUCCGGAGAAUCGGGGUGACACCUCGGGUGCAUCGCAGCAGGGAGCACGCAGCACCUCGAACGCCAAAAUUCUUCCGUUUCCUGCCAGCACGGAGCAGCAUGCGGAGGCAUUGCGGAGCUUCGGCCCGUCGUGGCCUCUGCUGUUCUCUACCAUCUAUCUGCCCAUCGCUGUGACCAUCGCUGUGACCAUCGCUGUGACCAUCGCUGUGCCCAUCGCUGUGACCAUCGCUGUGCCCAUUGCUGUGCCCAUGGCUGUGCCCAUGGCUGUGUGUGAGCAGGAGCUCGAGCCCAUGACGCUCGUUUUCAACACAGGAAUGGUCUCCUUCUUCCUCAGGCACGCCGCUCACACGUCCCUUGAUCUCGUUCUCAACAGCACCCAAGAUCUGGACAUCAUCGCCCGUCUCUUGCAGCCCUCUGCACGCUCCCUCACAAGCCUGGGCCUUGGGAUCAAGGAACCUCCCGGGGGAAUCGAGCCUAUCAUCAAGGAGAGGCACCUGAUGAAUCCGGCCUUUUUAGAGGAGUUUCAGCAGCUGCAGCGGCUGAAGUUAGGUCGUGGGACGUGGCAACUAGGCAACCUGGAUCCAGGAAACUUCAAGGCUUUAAGGAGCCUGAGCAUCCACGAUUUCGAUUGCGACGGGAAUUCUCUGACCUUUCUUUCAUCCAUCGCACCGCAGCUGCAUGAACUCGCUCUCGCCUGCUCCAGCCAUGGAUCUGGCUCUACCACCCUCGAUUUCAAGUUCCCCGCUGCUCGAGCUAUCACGGUCUGCUUCGAGAAGCAAGCGCUCCACCUCCGCCUCACCAUGGCUCCCUCUUUAAAGUCCUUCUCGGCCACUGCAGCGUUUCUCAACGUGGAUUGCACAUGCGGCAGCCGCCUCUCUCUCGACUCGCUCUCUCUCAUUGGCCGCUCGCAGCUUCUCGUGACUUCGCUCCCAUUGGCCUCCGCAAAAUCCGUCUACGUGAACGGGCCGACCAUUCGAGAAUAUCGCUGGCGUGCGUUUCCCUGUUCCGAUCUCGAAUCUCAGCGCACCGUGACCCACCUGCUCAGCAGCAUAGCACCUACAGUGGAGUCGCUUAUAGUGAGAAACGACUGGCCUCUGCAGGGCGUGCGUGUGGAGUGGAGCCGCCUGCGCCGCCUCGCCGUUGGUAUGAAUCGUUACAGCACCGGGGGGGUUGGUUACAAAGCUAAGCCCGAGGAUCCGGAAGAUUCCAAUUUCUGGAGGUGCUUUGGUGGGGAAGAAGAGAGCAGCAGAGGAGGCAACAGCAGCAGCAGCAGCAGCAGCAGCCUGUUCAUCAGCGCUCCGAACCUGAAGUCUUUCUUUUAUCAUGCCAAAGAGUACGAGUGUGAACCUGCACGUCUUCGGGUUGCUCUGCGCAGGCAGCUCCCUUCUCUGGCAUUGUUCAGCAGUGGCGCUGAUCAAGCGCUUAGGCUUUAG
Molecule: messenger RNA, 1668 nt
Organism: Closterium sp. Yama58-4
Lineage: Eukaryota; Viridiplantae; Streptophyta; Zygnematophyceae; Desmidiales; Closteriaceae
Source: the annotation of a GenBank genome assembly